CUGGAGGAGAUGUUGGAUGGACAUUUGGGUGCCUUGUCUACUGCAAGUUUAGAAGGUUAAAGGAUUUCAAGGAAGCAGUGGAUUUUGAGAGAGGCGAGAUGGAGAUUUGUUUGCACUCUGCUGUGUUUUUGCAAACAUUCUUGCUUGCUCCUUUAGAACUGCAGAAAGAUGAAGCAGAAGAUACACAGUCAGAACAGCAGGAAACAUUUGUGUCUCCACCGCUUGAGGAUCCUGAGUUAAAUAUCAAUCACCCUUACUAUGAUGUUGCAAGACAUGGCAUCAUCCAGUUAGCAGGUGAUGACAAUUCUGGAAGGAAGGUGAUUACCUUCAGUUGCUGCCGUAUGCCCCCCUCCCAUCAGCUCAAUCACACCAGAUUGCUGGAGUACUUAAAGUAUACUCUGGACCAGUAUGUAGAGAAUGAUUAUACGGUUGUCUACUUUCACUAUGGCCUGAAGAGUCUGAAUAAACCAUCUCUGAAAUGGUUACAAACAGCCUACAAAGAAUUUGACAGGAAGUAUAAGAAAAACCUUAAAGCACUCUAUGUUGUACAUCCAACCAACUUCAUAAAAAUUCUGUGGAAUAUCUUUAAGCCUCUUAUAAGCCAUAAGUUUGGGAAAAAAAUCACCUACUUGAACUAUUUAAGUGACCUGAGAGAGCAUCUCAAGUAUGACCAGCUAAAUAUCCCUCAAGAAGUCAUCCGACAUGAUGAAAAUCUUCGGAGGAAACAGAAGGGAAUACUGCCACCUGUGGUUAAGGUUCCUCCUCCACGGCCACCUCUACCUACCCAGCAAUUUGGAGUCAGCCUGCAAUAG
Messenger RNA from Tauraco erythrolophus (red-crested turaco), 812 nucleotides. NCBI's taxonomy places the organism in Eukaryota, Metazoa, Chordata, Aves, Musophagiformes, Musophagidae. The record is from RefSeq and is a predicted model, not a curated record.